This is a messenger RNA of Ornithorhynchus anatinus (platypus), 2124 nucleotides long. Its product is annotated as NXPE family member 3-like. The transcript has 6 exons. The record is from RefSeq and is a predicted model, not a curated record. Bases 288 to 2024 code for a protein of 578 amino acids. NCBI's taxonomy places the organism in Eukaryota, Metazoa, Chordata, Mammalia, Monotremata, Ornithorhynchidae.
GGACCAGCCUGAGGAGGAGAAGGAAAUUCCCAGUCAGGACGUUGAGGGAGCCAGAGCUAUCGAAUGCCAGAAGGCCGGGCUAAUGGACGACAAGCUCAUAACGGAAAGUUAAGGGGAUCGGAUGGUCCGUCCGCAGCCAUUAAGGCGGCCAAGCGCCUGCCCCCCUUAGUGAUAGAAGACUUGGCCCGAAGAAGGGAGUCGAAGGCGGGAGGGAGAAGGGAGCGAGGGGGAGGACGGAAGGGGCCUCUCCCAGCCCGCGCUCCUCCCCGGAAUUCCCGGCGGGAGCGAUGGUCGGGAGCACGGCCCUCCCUCUCCCGCCGGCCCUGCCUCGGUGGGCCGGGAGGCCAAGGUGGCCAGACGGGAUGGGAGAGCGGAGCGGCCCGGGGAAGAAGAAGGCGUCCGACGCGGCCGGCUGGCGCUCAAGAUGGAGGCGCCGGGCGGGACCCAUGCUCCUCCUCGGCCUCGCGUUCACGGUCGUCUACCACCUGGUCAACAUGUGGCCCGCGGCCUUCCUCCCGGCCCAGCCCUGCCCCCGGCCCAGCCCCGGGCCCUGCGCCUGGGGACCCCCGGCCGGCGACCCUCCGCUCCCGGAGCCGCCCGACCUGGAGGCCCUGCUGAGCUGGCCCGAGACCCCCGGGGACGGCGGGGACCCGGCCGCCGCCACCAGCCCCGGCACGUCCACCUACGGGCUCGCGGCCCCGCCGAGGCCGGCCUACCCGCUGGGCGGGCGGCUGCGGGCCCUGCUGGUGGCCCGCGACCACCGGGGCCGGCCCAAGUCCCACGGCGGGGACCUGUUCCGGGCCCGCCUCUACUCGCCGGGCCUGCAGGCCGGGGCCCCGGGGGCCGUGCGGGACCUGGGCAACGGCAGCUACCUGCUGUCCUUCCCGCUGCUCUGGGCCGGCGAGGCCCGCGUGGAGGUGAGGCUCAUCCACUCCAGCGAGGCCGUGGCCGUGCUGCGGAGGGUCCGGCGGGAACGGCCGGCCACCGUCAACUUCACCGGCUACUUCCGGGCCGGCCGGGAGCGGGAGGAGGCCGAGUGUAACGUGGAGCCGCCCGCCGGGGGCUCCGUCUGCCGCUACCCCGACGGCCAGACGGGCGAGAUCUGGUUCUGCGCCCGCCCCCGGCGCCUCCCCUGCCGAGCCCUGGUGGGUCACUCCUUCGGCAGCUACCUGAAGGUGACCACGAUGCACGAUGAGGUGCUGCUGGGCUCGAACGUCACAGAUAAAGUGCUGCCCGGAGGGAUCUCGCCCAUCCAGGUAGUAGGAAACAGCAGUCUGGCGCUGCCCCCGCGGCCCCCGUGCGGGCCGGGCCUGGGCCUGGCCGAGCCGUCCGGCUUCUACCACCGCAACCAGUGGGUGUCCCUGAGCUGCGCGUCGCGGGCCUUCCCGACGCCGGGCCGCGUGCUGGACUGCCUGGCCGGCAAGCUCGUCCACAUGAUCGGCGACUCCACCCUACGCCAGUGGUGGGAAUUCCUGCGGGACACCGUGCCCUCCCUGAAGGCCGUGGACCUGCACGUCCCCUAUCAGACGGGUCCGCUCCUGGCGGUGGACGCGGGCCGGGGCCUGGUGCUGCAGUGGCGGGCGCACGGCUGGCCUCUCCGCUCCUCCCAGACCCCGGUGGCCUCCCUGCACUCGGCGGCGCGGGAGCUGGGCGGCCUGGCCGGCGGGGCGGACACCGUGGUGGUCCUGGGCCUGGGCGCCCACUUCACCACCUUCCCCCCGGCCGUCUUCGCCCGCCGCCUGGCCGGGGUGCGGGCCGCCGUGGCGGCCCUGCUGGACCGGGCCCCGGCCACCUUGGUGGUGGUCAAGACGGCCAACACGGGCUACAAGUCCGUGUACGGCAGCGACUGGCUGACCCUGCAGCUCAACCGGCUGGUCCGGGCCGUCUUCUCCGGCCUCCACGUCGCCCUCCUGGACACCUGGGACAUGACCUCCUGCCACGACUCGCCCGACAACAUCCAUCCCGUCAGGACCGUCGUCCGCAACGAGGUGGCCCUCUUCCUCUCCCACGUCUGCCCCGGCUGAACCCGGGGCGGGACGCAACCGGGGAGGACGGCUCACCCACCCGGACCCCCGGACGCCGGUUCUCCCAGCACGGAGGAGCGACGAGCCCCGAGAAGCGGGG